Molecule: messenger RNA, 2441 nt
Organism: Bicyclus anynana (squinting bush brown)
Lineage: Eukaryota; Metazoa; Arthropoda; Insecta; Lepidoptera; Nymphalidae
Gene: Arp6
Product: actin-related protein 6
Exons: 3
Coding region: 262-1446 (394 amino acids)
Cellular component (GO): Swr1 complex
Molecular function (GO): nucleosome binding
Source: RefSeq, a predicted model, not a curated record
GAUCAAGUGAUGAUCUUCAAUGAUCUUCAUUUGUCGUCUGUGGUGAUGAUUGUUUCGGUGUCAAAAUAAUAUUUAUUUUUGUUCAUUAAAAAUUAAAUAAAACGCACGGAUUUGAUUCAAACUCUUCGGGCUGAAACCCAAACCAAGCAAUUGAAGUACGGGACACCUUCAUUAGCAAGUACAAUUCAUAAUAACCUAUAUAACCACAGCGAAAAAAUCAUAAAAUUACGCCGGUACCCUGCACUGUGCACACAGUGAAAAAUGAGUGAAACAACUUGUUAUAUAUUGGACAACGGAGCCUAUACAGCCAAAGUGGGCUUCUCUAACGGCGAACCGAAGGUAGUGCCAAACUGUAUAAUGAAAGCAAAGUCCGAAAGACGGCGUCCUUUCAUAGGAUCACAAAUAGACGAAUGUCGUGAUGCUUCCGGUCUGUUUUACAUUCUGCCGUUCCAAAAAGGUUUCUUAACCAACUGGGACUCACAAAAAACGAUCUGGGACUUCAUAUUUAGCAAGGAAUGCUGUCCUGUAAACUUGAGUGAAACCCCAUUGAUAGUAACUGAACCUAUUUUCAAUUUUUCCUCAGUCCAAGAGGCUAUGACGGAAAUUUUCUUCGAGGAGUACGAAUGUCAGACUAUAUUACGCGUCAAUGCGACAGAUUUAGCUGAAUACCACUAUAGGAAGACGCAUAACAAUGAGUGCACAGUGGUGGUUGACUCCGGCUACAGUUUUACUUAUAUUGUUCCAUAUAUAAAAGGUAAAAAAUAUAAAACGGGUAUAAGGCGAAUAGAUGUAGGUGGUAAAGUGCUGACCAACCACCUGAAGGAGAUCCUGUCGUACAGACAACUGAAUGUGAUGGAAGAGAGCUACGUCAUCAACCAGGUGAAGGAGGAUUCUUGUUUUGUCUCACAGGACUUCAUGGCUGACAUGGAAAUAGCUAAACAGAAAGGCCCAAACAACACAAUAGUUAAAGACUAUGUACUCCCUGACUAUACAACAUUACGAAGAGGUUACCUCCGGGAUGUUGUCAAACCUGACGAGGAUUUGGAACAGCAGACCCUGCGUCUCAACAACGAACGGUUCUCCAUACCGGAACUAAUAUUUCGUCCAUCAGAUGUUGGCAUACCACAGAUGGGUAUAUCGGAGGCUAUAAUGAAUUCAAUAGAAGCGUGCCCUGAAGAAAAUAUGGAGAGUUUACUGGAGAAUAUAGUUUUGUGCGGUGGCAACACAUUGUUUAAGGGAUUUAGAGACAGGACUUUUAACGAAGUGAGAUCGUUAGCAUUGGAUCAUUUCGAUGUUAAUGUAACUUUGGGGGAUAAUCCAGUAACUUAUGCUUGGGAAGGUGGUAAAAUGAUGUUCCGUGAUCCGGAUUUUUACUCCUUCUGUCUUACAAGGGAAGAGUAUGAGGAGGAGGGCAGGUCGUUGGCUUUCGAAAGAUUCGACAUAUAGCGGCGUAAGCGGGCUAGGAACUAAAUAGAGCUCCUAGCUCGGUGAACUAACUUUAGGUAUGAACUCUGUCAAUUAAGUUGAAACAAAAUGACAUUUGUCUGCAGUGGUACAAUUAUAAACAAAAGUGCUAAAAGCUGAACUGUCUGGUACAUUAAAGGUAAAAUUAUAGAUAAUUUUGUACGUAGUCUAUAGCCCAUAGUGUAAUCUGUAAUUUAGUCUUCAUAAUAAAUAAUAUUAAUUCCAAAAUAAUUGGUAUUUGCUCAAGAGUUUAUUGCUAUGUAGAAUGUUAAAUCAUCUGUUAAAAUAGUAAUUUUAGUCAAUAACCUUUGUAAUAGAAAUGCUUUGUCCAACACCUUAUUAAGCUUUUCUUAAACUGUUGCAUGAAUUUUGGGAAAAUUGGGGAAUGUAUUACUCAGUUUGGAGCCCUGGGUCCUGACUUCCUGUUGCUUGGGUACUUAAAUCCACCCCUGUGGGCCGCAACAACAGUGCUGGAUUUAUCCUAAAUUUUUAGUAGUUUAAAAUUGAUAAAGGUGUAUGUAUAUAUAGAUAAAAUAAAAGAGAGAAUAUAAAUUAUAAUUUUUUUAAUUGAUUUUAGAAUUUUAGCUUUCAUAUCACUUUUACUAUUGAAAAAUAGCUAAACUCACACUGUCUGUCUGUCCAAACUUGUUUGUAUGGGUUCUGAGGAUCCAGACCCUAAACCGUCUAUGUAUAAAAUGUAAUUUUUUCAUGUUUUCCUCGGCAUAAUAUGAGAAAUUUUAUACCCAGUCGCCAGUCACUUAGCUUCGUGGCAACCCUUCGAAACACACUAUUUAAUUUGAACCUUCAAAUGUCUCAAGUGAAGGGUUGCCAUGAAGUACACUAUGUACCAAAACUUUACCCUUUAAUAAUUAAUUCGGUAGAUAUAGAUUAAGUAAAUAUAAUUAUUAUAAUAAUAAGGUUUACUUCUGUAACAUGUUGUAAGUAGGUAUAUAAAUAAUAAAUGGACUGAACUCUUA